CCCCGCCCCCCGCCGUGGUCUUUUCCCCCCUUCCCCUUCCCGAGCGGUCUGUUCGGUGCCGGGUCGGCUCCCAAGAUGGCGUCUAUCAUGGAGGGGCCGCUGAGUAAGUGGACCAACGUGAUGAAGGGCUGGCAGUACCGCUGGUUCGUGCUGGACUACAACGCGGGGCUGCUCUCCUACUACACGUCAAAGGACAAAAUGAUGAGAGGGUCCCGCAGAGGCUGUGUGAGACUCAGGGGAGCUGUGAUUGGUAUAGACGAUGAGGACGACAGCACCUUCACAAUAACUGUUGAUCAGAAAACCUUCCAUUUCCAGGCUCGAGAUGCUGAUGAGAGAGAGAAGUGGAUUCAUGCUUUAGAAGAAACUAUUCUUCGUCAUACCCUUCAGCUUCAGGGUGUGGAUUCAGGAGUGGUUCCCAGUGUUCAUGAUUUUGAUAAGAAACUUACGGAGGCAGAUGCUUAUUUACAGAUCUUGAUAGACCAGCUGAAGUUGUUCGAUGAAAAGCUUCAUAACUGCAAAGAUGAUGAACAGAGAAAAAAAAUUGAAAAUCUCAAAGAAACAACUAAUAGCAUGGUAGAAUCAAUAAAACACUGCAUUGUGUUGCUACAGAUUGCUAAAGACCAAAAUAAUGAGGAGAAGCACGCAGAUGGACUGAUAAGUACUAUUAACCCUGUUGAUGCAGUGUACCAGCCUAGUCCUUUGGAACCAGCAGUGAUCAACACAAUGCCUACCCAGUCUGUCAUACCUCCAGAACCUUCUCAGUUGUGCAAAUCAGAGCAGCGACCAUCAUCCUUGCCAGUUGGGCCAGCAGUAGCAUCACUAGGAAAUCAGACUCCAACACCAAAUAGUACAGGAAGUGGACAGUCGGCACCUAGCAGCAGUUUAACUUCUCCAAGCCAUGUCAACCUGUCUCCAAAUACAGUUCCAGAUUUUUCUUAUUCCAGCAGCGAAGAUGAAUUCUAUGAUGCUGAUGAAUUCUAUCAGAGCAGUUCCUCUCCAAAGCGAUGUGUGGAUUCCUCAGGGUCUGCUGCUCUCCUCACUCACAGCAGCACGGGAAGUAGCCUAAAACGCCCAGACACAACAGAGUCCCUUAAUUCUUCCAUGUCUAAUGGGACAAAUGAUGCAGAUCUCUUUGAUCCUCCCGAUGACAGAGAUGAUGACGGUGAAGGGGAGUCAGUGGAAGAACAUAAGAGUGUUAUCAUGCAUCUGCUUUCACAGGUCAGGUUAGGAAUGGAUCUAACAAAGGUGGUUCUCCCAACGUUUAUUCUGGAGAGAAGAUCACUUUUGGAAAUGUAUGCUGACUUCUUUGCACAUCCGGAUUUAUUUGUGAGUAUUAGUGACCAGAAGGAUCCAAAAGACCGAAUGGUGCACGUGGUUAAGUGGUACCUCUCAGCUUUUCAUGCAGGAAGAAAAGGAUCUGUUGCUAAGAAGCCUUACAAUCCUAUUUUGGGUGAAAUCUUUCGAUGUCAUUGGGUAUUACCAGGCACUGAAAAUGAGGAUGACACGGAGCCAGUGUCAGAGGGACCAAUCCCUUGGGUCAGCAGAAACACUGUAACAUUUGUGGCAGAGCAGGUUUCCCACCAUCCUCCAAUUUCAGCAUUUUAUGCCGAGUGUUUCAACAAGAGGAUACAAUUCAAUGCUCAUAUAUGGACCAAGUCAAAGUUCUUAGGAAUGUCUAUUGGUGUUCACAAUAUCGGGCAAGGGUGUGUUUCAUGCCUGGACUAUGAUGAGCACUAUAUUUUGACUUUCCCCAAUGGUUAUGGAAGAUCGAUUCUCACAGUGCCAUGGAUAGAGCUGGGUGGCGAGUGCAAUAUUACUUGCUCAAAAACGGGCUAUAAUGCUAGCAUCACUUUCCACACUAAACCGUUCUAUGGAGGAAAGAAGCACAGGGUCACAGCUGAUAUUUUCUACCCAAAUGACAAGAGAUCCUUCUGCUCCAUUGAAGGGGAAUGGAAUGGCGUCAUGUAUGCAAAAUAUGCAACAGGGGAGAACAUAGUCUUCAUAGAUACCAAGAAAAUGCCUACAAUUAAGAAGAAGGUAAGGAAACUGGAGGACCAAGAGGAAUAUGAGUCUCGCUGCCUAUGGAAAGAUGUAACUCACAACUUAAAAGUCAGAGACAUCGAUGCAGCUACUGAUGCAAAGCACAGACUUGAAGAAAAACAAAGAGCUGAAGCCAGAGCGAGAAAGGAGAAUGAGACGUCAUGGGAAACACGGUUAUUCCAUGAAGAUGGAGAAUGUUGGGUUUAUGAUGAGCCGCUACUGAAACGACUUGUUGCCAGCAAACACUAGGUGUUUUAUAAACCCCUAAAACAUGCAGGCCUUGGCUUAGUGAAGUUUACAUCUGAUACCAGGAUAGCCAUCACUUAUCAAGUAUGGGCUUGUGGAGAACCUGUCCCCUCCAGUAACAGUGGUUCCUAUCUCAGGGAUACUGGACUUACUGAUGCAGAUGAACAAUUAAAACAGAAAACUUCUUGACUAGGACAGUAACUUAUGUUGGGACUCUGCCAUUCAAAUAGUGCAUUCAGGCUUCAGAGGCAGGAUGUCUGAGCCUUUUUUUUUCCAUGCUUCAGAAGCAUAAAUAAUCUGGGCUGUGGAACAUACACUCUGUAUAACCACUGUGAAGGACAUGAUGACAUCUGGUAUCAGUUGCAUAAUAUUCCUGGGUCCUACAUAUACAAAAUGCAAGACUUCAUUUAAAUUGUUAUGUUUGCAAUGUGUAAAUAUGAGGAUUCCUUUGAUUGGACAGUUUAUUAGACAGUGCUCCAUCAAUGUUACCUACCACCUGUAUGAUAAAUCAAACCCCCUUGGCAGUCCGGUGUCUCACCCAAAAUAACUUUGGUAUUUUAUUUUAGAGAAGAAAAAUGUAACCAUAGAUUACAAUUUACGCAGUGCAUCUCAAAGCUUCAUAAAAUAGAUUUUUCAAACUUC
Messenger RNA from Gavialis gangeticus (Gharial), 2928 nucleotides. It is a transcript of the gene OSBPL9, whose product is annotated as oxysterol binding protein like 9. Gene Ontology annotation, cellular component: intracellular membrane-bounded organelle; cytosol; membrane. The record is from RefSeq and is a predicted model, not a curated record. NCBI's taxonomy places the organism in Eukaryota, Metazoa, Chordata, Crocodylia, Gavialidae. Gene Ontology annotation, molecular function: sterol binding. The transcript is spliced from 24 exons. The coding region runs from base 76 to 2289 and encodes 737 amino acids.